Molecule: messenger RNA, 1993 nt
Organism: Gossypium raimondii (Peruvian cotton)
Lineage: Eukaryota; Viridiplantae; Streptophyta; Magnoliopsida; Malvales; Malvaceae
Product: glycosyltransferase BC10-like
Exons: 11
Coding region: 414-1583 (389 amino acids)
Cellular component (GO): membrane
Molecular function (GO): glycosyltransferase activity
Source: RefSeq, a predicted model, not a curated record
CCUAAAAAGGAAAAAAAAAUCAAAAUCAAAGAAUCCACAAACAAAAUACAUAAACGAAAUCCAUUUUCAAGAAUCAAAAAACCUCAAUUUACAGAGAUUAAUCUCUCUCUCUAUUUUUUAUAUAUAUUUUUAUAUAUAAAUAUAAUCCAAUACAAAUCUGUUUCUUUGUUUCUUAGUUCAUGCUCGGCCUGCCCUAGAUCUUAGUCCUUAUUUUUGGGUUUUCUUUUUGCAUCUUCGAAAUAUCCUGAAAGAUUUUAAAGAUUUCCCUUCACUUUUUCUUUUGAUCAACUCCAUUCUUCAGAUCACCUUACAUUGACUGAUCGGAGAAUCUGUGUUCGUUUCCGAAUUUGCGGCUUUUAUAAUUUGGGGAAGAAGAGAAUUGCAUGAAUAUAAAGUUGUGGUGUUUGUACUAGAUGAAGGGAGCGCAGGCGUGGCGACUAGGCAGCAUGGGUGAUAUGCAAAUCUUGCCUGGGUCUCGCCACCGCCCUCCUUUGAAGAGGCCGAUAUGGAUUAUUUCAUUGGUUUCAUUAGUUUGCCUUUUCCUAGUUUGUGCUUAUAUCUAUCCACCACAAGGCAGUGCUGCUUGUUAUGUAUUUUCUUCAAGAGGUUGCAAGGUCCUUACUAAUUGGCUUCCACCUUCGCCGACAAGGGAAUUAAGCGAUGAGGAGAUUGCAUCACAGGUUGUGAUUAGAGAUAUUUUGAGUAAUCCUCCUGUCCAAUCUAAAAAUCCGAAAAUCGCGUUCAUGUUCUUAACUCCAAGUUCACUUCCUUUCGAGAAGCUUUGGGAUAUGUUCUUCCGUGGACAUGAGGGAAAAUUUUCUGUUUAUGUCCAUGCAUCAAAAGGAAAACCAGUUCAUGUGAGCCGCUACUUUCUUAAUCGGGACAUUCGCAGCGAUGAGGUUGUAUGGGGAAAGAUCUCUAUGGUUGAUGCAGAGAAACGACUAUUGGCUCAUGCUCUACAAGAUACUGAUAACCAACAUUUUGUGUUACUUUCUGAGAGCUGUGUUCCAUUGCAUAAUUUUGACUAUAUCUACAACUAUCUGAUGCAUGCUAAUAUGAGUUUUGUUGACUGCUUUUUGGAUCCUGGACCGCAUGGAAAUGGAAGAUAUUCAGAGCACAUGUUACCUGAAGUAGAAAAGAAAGACUUCAGAAAGGGUGCACAGUGGUUCUCAAUGAGGCGACAGCAUGCUCUGAUAGUUAUGGCUGACAGUCUUUACUACUCAAGGUUCCGGGAUUACUGCAAGCCAGGUUUCGACGGCAAAAAUUGCAUUGCAGAUGAGCAUUACCUGCCAACCUUUUUCAAUAUGAUUGAUCCUGGUGGUAUUGCCAACUGGUCGGUAACACAUGUUGACUGGUCUGAGAGAAAGUGGCACCCUAAAUCAUAUAAGGCUCAAGAUGUUACUGAGGAUCUUCUGAACAACAUUACGUCAAUAGACUUGAGUAUCCAUGUAACAAGUGAGGCUAAGAGUGAACGAUUGGUACAACCUUGUCUCUGGAAUGGUAUCAAACGACCGUGUUACCUAUUCGCAAGAAAAUUCUACCCCGAAACCGUAGAUAAAUUGAUGACGCUCCUCAAUUUUUGACUGUGAAUUCUUUGGUCCGCUUUUUCUUGAUCCUUCGGUUCCCAAUCUCGGUUUCACACACAGAUUAUAUACAUUUUGUACAUGGCCAUGUUUCGCAACCGCAAUUAUCAAAUGCUAGGGCUACAGAAAGAGCAGUUAGGACUGACUCGAAUUAGGCUGGAGCGGAGGCUAACGAGUUGUUAGUGCUGCGUCCUUCCAGCUGGGUAAUUUCUUGUCCAUUCCCCCCCCGCCCCCUUCCCAAAAAAAAUUCAGCCAGUCAUUACAUUAUUAUUGUUGUUAUCAUGAUCAUUAUAUAUGUGAAAAGAAUAGUGGGGGAGAUUCAUUUUUUUUUUUUUGUGUAAAAGUUGGAAAACAAGACUGAUGCACCUCUCUUUUGUUUUUUCUGGAAAAUAUGAAGCUUACUUUUUAAA